This is a messenger RNA of Nicotiana attenuata, 729 nucleotides long. RefSeq lists its product as uncharacterized. The record is from RefSeq and is a predicted model, not a curated record. Gene Ontology annotation, molecular function: zinc ion binding. Lineage: Eukaryota; Viridiplantae; Streptophyta; Magnoliopsida; Solanales; Solanaceae. Bases 95 to 646 code for a protein of 183 amino acids. The transcript is spliced from 3 exons.
UGAAGAACCCGAAUUUCUUUCUUCUUCUAAUUUCUGCCGAAAUUCCAUCAAAUUGCCCUUUGAAGUUUUAAUCUUUGAAGGCAAAGUUGUUGCAAUGCCUUCAAAAGGCUUGAAUUUGACAAGGCUUUGCACGGAAGAGGAAGAAAAUGAGUCAAGUGGAGAAAUUCGAUGCAACCAUGGCUAUGUGUUGCCUUUAUUAAUAGCUUGGACCCCUCGGAACCCAGGAAGAAGAUAUUGGGUUUGUCCAUACUAUGGGGGUCCACGAUCUUGUGAUUUUUGGGUUUGGAAGGAUUCCAAAAUUGAUCCUAGGUCCAAAUUUGUUAUUUCAAAAUUGCUUGACAGAAUGGGUGAACUUGAGAAUGCAUUAGAAGGCUUUGAAAAUCUUGUCAAGCCGAGGACAACUUUAAAGGUUGAAAACACCAUAGAAGGGGACAAGAUGAAGAAGAUUGAGGCUCGGUUGGUGAAAUUGCAAGAUGAUAUAGAGAAGAUGAAAGAGAAGGAAAAGAAGUGGAAGAGUAAAUUGGCUAAGUCAAAGGCUAGGGAAAAUAUACUUUGGUUCAUUAUAUUAGGGAUGUGUAUUAUACUUGUUGCUUGUAGGUAUCCAGGAAUAUCAUUGAAAGAAGAUGCAAUGAGGUUGCCAUUGUGAAUCUAGUUUUGUCAUCUCAAUAUAUAUGUAGUUGUUGCUUGUAGGUUUUAUUUUGUAUGUUUGCAAUGUACCUUUCAUUUGAA